AUCAGUUUCACUUGUUCAACUGUAGCAGAAACAUGGAUCGGAAGUAUAUUAAGACAAAAUUAAUAAAAAUAUUUUUUGUGUUGUCUUUACUAUUGCAACAAUGUUGGGGUCAACAAAACUUUAAUGAAUAUGAUGAUUAUGACGAUCAAGGAAAUUUUAAUGAUCAGCAUCCUUUAGAUACUCGUCUAAACUACGAUGCGUCACAGCCUCGUCUUCAGUCGCACAAUAACUAUGACUUGUAUGAAAGAAAAAUAAAUAAUCAAGAUGCUCAACAUUAUGGUGAAGAAUCUAUUCAUCGCACACCUCAAACGAACUAUGAAGAACAACAAUACUCCGCUGAACCUCAACAUCCUAGAGUGUAUCAACCACGACCAGAACAACAUCCACCUCCUCCCCAAGAUCCAAAUAUUAUUUUAGUGCCUCGUUUGGGUUUAGUGCGUGGUCAAAGUAAUUAUAAAACUAUAAAAAAUAGACCUAUUAGUGCCUACUUGGGUUUAAAGUAUGGCACUGUUAAACCGGGACUAGGUAGAUUUCAGAAAGCUUUGUCGCCAGAGUUAAUUGAAAAUUUAAUUGACGCCACUAAAGAACCAUCAAACUGUCCUCAAUUCCCCGAUUUGGAUAUAAUCAGAGAAAAGGAGAGCAGGUUUGAAAACGUAGACGAUUGUUUAACGCUGAACGUGUUCACUCCAGCGAAACCGGGAUCAUAUCCAGUUUUGAUCUUUGUACAUGGUGAAAUGUUGUUUGAUGGCAGUGCCGAGGAAGGUCAACCUGAUUACUUUUUGGAAAACGACGUUGUUUUGGUCACCAUUAAUUACCGAUUGGCACCUUUUGGUUAUUUGUCUACGCUAACUGACGAUAUGCCUGGAAAUGUUGCCUUGUCCGAUAUUCAGAUGGCUUUAGAGUGGGUACACGAAUAUAUUAGAAGUUUUAAUGGCAAUCCGGAGCAAGUUACUUUAAUGGGUCAAUCGGGUGGCGCCACCUUGAUUCAUGCUCUUAGCUUAAGUGGAAAGGCCGAAGGUUUAUUCCAUAAAUUAAUUCUACAAUCUGGCACAGCUCUAAAUCCCUACUUCAUAGAUGACCAACCUUUGGGAACUUUACGCAGUUUUGCUCAUUAUGCCCGUUGUCCACCUAGCCGAAACAUUGAGGGUCUAAUAUCAUGCUUCGAACGUAUGAGUACCUCGGAUCUUCUAAAUUAUUUCAAAAGAUAUUUUGAAAACAAUGAACCUAGAGGUUUACAAUUUGUGAAUGGUUUCAAAUUGAUAGUGGGUGACAAGCUUGGGUUUUUGCCGGAACAUCCAGCAUCAAUGGUGGCCAACAACACCAAACCAAUGAUUGUAGGUGUAACAAAAGAUGCGGGAGCUUUCAUUAUGUCCAGGUUCUAUGAUCAAUUGUUACAAUUGCGCUCCCGAAAUAUAUCGGAUUAUAUCAACGUGGUUUUGAAACACACGACUAAACCUAGACAUUAUAUGUUAUGGAAACAAUGGGCUUUAGAACAUAUUUUUACCGCUGAAGAUGCUCGCAACCCUUCAGUUAGUAAUUUAGUGCAAAAAUUACUGGAGCUGAUCAAUUUGAUCUUAUAUCGUGGACCUAUAAUAGAUAGUAUACGUUUUACAUCGAAAAACCAUUCUACAUACAUGUACUGUUUCGAUUAUCGUGGCGAAUACCAUCGUUUUGGACACUUGAAAAAUCCAUUGCCAUUUGAAAUUGAUGCUACUUUAAGUGACGACAACAUCUUUCUAUUUCCGUAUCCUGUGGAGGUUAGUCAACUAAAUCCGGAGGAUAAAUCAAUGGCAAGGGCAAUGGUCACUAUGUGGGUUAACUUCGCCAUACACGGCGUACCCAAUUUAAAUACUGGUAUAUGGCCAAAUGUUUCAUCAGAAUACGGACCCUUUUUGCGUUUUACAAACACACAUGAAAGCAAAUUGGAAUUGGACCAUCAUUUUGGCGAAGGAAUACCGGUUCCAAACCUAUAUCCAGAGUACUUUAACACAACCAAAGCCAAUACCACAAUGGAAAAAACCACAACGACAAGUACAACCACGACUACAACUACAAACCGGCCCUAUUCCAAUUAUCAACAGACAUCUUAUCAGUCGUCAUAUCCCAAUUAUCGACCAUACCCCAACUACAAUACUCAAUACAGAUCCUCCUAUCCCAACUACAGAUCACAUGAAAUGGCAUCAACUGAACACCAGGAUAAGACCGCUCAACCUAUACCUUCUCAAUAUAAUUAUCCAAUGAAUUCUCAUUAUGGCAACUACCGCGACAUGCGUCAUUAAAUUGUUUCUAAUAGGAGUAUAAUAUAACAUACAUACAAACAAACAUACACACAGACAUUUGUCUAUUCACAUAAACACAUAUUUGUAUUACUGAUAAGUAACUCUAGAAAUAGUAUAUCAAUCUAUGCACAAAUAAACUUACUGCAAGUAGAGAACUCUAUAGUACUUAUGUAUAUUUAUAUGAAAAUAAAUUUGACUUAUCAGUUCACCUACUUUACUGGAUAGAGCUUAAUACAUAAGUAUGUAGAUCACAACAUUCUUACAAAAUAUAAACAAAAACAAAUUAUAUUUAUAGAUGCAAUCCGCUAUAAAAACUAGAACAUUGAGAUAUUUUUAUCAUACCCGUCAGAGAUCUAUAUACUCGUUUGUAUGCUGAAAUCAGAUUAUCAUAUCCCAAAACUUCAACAAUUCUAUCAGUUAACGGUUAUAAAUAAUAUAUAGAACUCUUAGUUGUUGUUUAUCAUAAAUUUAGGUAUAAACCGAUUCUAUAGAUGCAAAAUUAAAAUAACUCUAAAAGUGAUUAGUACAUCAAUAUCUGCAUAUAUGUAUGCUGGAUAUUAACUAGUAUUCUUUAAAUAUUUUUAUACACAUGAAACCUUAUUUCAUGAACAAUAUGCAUUUUGACAAAGCAAAAAUAAAACAGUUAAUAUUCUUAAAAUCUA
Molecule: messenger RNA, 2941 nt
Organism: Lucilia cuprina (Australian sheep blowfly)
Lineage: Eukaryota; Metazoa; Arthropoda; Insecta; Diptera; Calliphoridae
Product: glutactin
Exons: 7
Coding region: 33-2279 (748 amino acids)
Source: RefSeq, a predicted model, not a curated record